This is a messenger RNA of Oldenlandia corymbosa var. corymbosa, 1335 nucleotides long. NCBI's taxonomy places the organism in Eukaryota, Viridiplantae, Streptophyta, Magnoliopsida, Gentianales, Rubiaceae. The record is from the annotation of a GenBank genome assembly.
AUGUCAUUGAUCCCUCUGAUCAGCUUCGCCAACUUUUGUGUUAACUCGUGCAUUUCUGCUGCAGGUUUGCCCCUGUCUAUCAGCAGUCCGGGUGGAAAUAUAUUUGGUUCUGACUCAACAAACACCACAAAUUAUUCGGCUUCUUCUCAAGCACAGGCACCUUCACCCAUGUUAUUGCCUUUUGUGUACAAGAGCGUUCCCACAUUAUCAGGACAGUGCGCGUUCAAUUUUUCCGCGGCAGAAAGCAUACUAAAAGUAACAGCAACUGAUUGCUGGUCCUCCCUAGCUCCGUAUCUUGCUAAUGCAGUUUGUUGCCCUCAAUAUGACGCGACCUUCGCAAUUCUCUUGGGACAAUCAAGCAAAUACACUGGAAUGCUCUCAAUGAACGAAACUCAUGCCAGCCAUUGCAUUUCAGAUGUUGACAAGAUCCUCAUCAGUCAAGGUGCAGAUGAGAAUCUUCAAAAGAUAUGCUCUAUAACUCAAAGCAAUCUUACCGGGGCUUCUUGCCUGGUAAUUGAUGCUAACGAAGUUGACAGAAUUCUCGCUACAUCUGAACUUGUCGCCGCUUGUGGUCAACUUGAUACUGCUAACGAAUGCUGCAGUAGAAAUUGCCAGAAUUCCAUAUCAGCUGCAACUGCUAGGCUUGCCUCGAGCAGUAGUAGGACCACUUCGACAAACAAUCCAAUCCUCCCUAAAGACUCAGUUGUUCUCCGCGACUGUACAAAUAUUGUGCUUAGAUGGCUUGCAAGUAAGCUUGAUCCUCCUGCAGCAAAUAGAGUUCUUAGAACACUCUCUAGCUGCACCUUAAAUGAAGGCUGUCCCCUGGUACUUCCUGAUAUUAACCAAAUUUCGAAAGAAUGUCAAACUCAAACGGCGAUAAAUCAGACAUCUUGCUGCAAUGCCAUGGAAAGUUACAUGUCUCCCUUACAGGAGCAGAGCUUUAUCACUGAUUCACAAGCAUUAAACUGUGCUGCCUCACUCAGCAUGAGAUUGCAGAAAGCUAACAUAUCCACCAACAUUUACAACCUUUGCCGAAUCCAUCUGAAGGACUUCUCAAUUCAAGUGGAUACAAAAGAAUCUGGUUGCUUAUUGCCUAGCACGCCUUCAGAUGUCAUAUUUGAUGAAAGUUCAGGAAUCGGUUUCCGUUGCAAACUCGAAGAAAAUUCAGCUGCGCCUUGGUCAUCUAGUCUGAUUGUCUCCAACUCUACCUGCAAUAAAAGCACCUCCACUGCUGCAACUCUUCCAGAAAUUCCAAAGCCAGUAUCAGCUCAAAGAGGAAUGGAGAUCACCAGUUUGCUGUUGCCUUCACUUUUUUUCAUCUCAUUGAUCAUUUAA